AUGUCCAGCGACCUCCAGCACCGUCCCCCCGUCCCCGACCCCGUCGUCGACUCCCUCCGCGACCUCGUCGACCCCGCGCAGCUCGCACACGACCCCGGCGCCGUCCACAUCCGUGCUGGCGCCCUCUUCGCCCGCCUCAAGGCCCUCAAUCGUGCUGCCAAUGGCGCGACCCGCGUGCAGAAGCAGACCACCGCCGACGCCCGGCAGCAGAUGGACCACACAUAUCUUGGCCUGCAGAAUCUGCUGUAUGAGAAGCGGCACCUAGAGCGAGAGAUUGAGAAGUGCCGUCAGUUCGCCUCGGUCUACCAGGACAUCCCUGUACAUUCUCUGGAAGAAUUCGUUGAGCUUGCGCCGGAAGAGGCAAAGUCCGAAGUUGUACUGUCGGACGAACAUCAAUUGAUGCUGAACCGGCUCAGCUUCGAACUUGCUGAACGCCAGAGAUUGGACCAGACAAAAAAAGAGCUUGCAAAGCAGAAGGAAGAGUUGCUCAAGCAGAGCAAAGCCAAGCUCGCCACAAUGGACAGCGUAAAAGCACAGAUCGACUCUCUUAUCAAGGUCAGUGAGAUUGCAACCCUUCGCCUCAGCUCCUUUCGCUCAUGUUCACUCCUAGACUGCAACCGAGGUGCAAAAGAGAGUUAG
This is a messenger RNA of Rhodofomes roseus, 639 nucleotides long. RefSeq names its product Fms-interacting protein-domain-containing protein. Lineage: Eukaryota; Fungi; Basidiomycota; Agaricomycetes; Polyporales; Fomitopsidaceae. The record is from RefSeq and is a predicted model, not a curated record. Gene Ontology annotation, molecular function: mRNA binding. Bases 1 to 639 code for a protein of 212 amino acids. The transcript is spliced from 3 exons. Gene Ontology annotation, biological process: positive regulation of DNA-templated transcription, elongation; mRNA export from nucleus. Gene Ontology annotation, cellular component: THO complex part of transcription export complex.